Messenger RNA from Iphiclides podalirius (scarce swallowtail), 285 nucleotides. NCBI's taxonomy places the organism in Eukaryota, Metazoa, Arthropoda, Insecta, Lepidoptera, Papilionidae. The record is from the annotation of a GenBank genome assembly.
AUGCACGGACCGAACAGGCACCGGCUGUCCACACUACGCUUCCGCUCACAAGUUCUCACAGAAACUUCAAAUCGCCCGGCGCACACGUUUCGCGGGGUAACCGUCACAGAAUUUCGGGAAGUUGCGGGAAUUUCGACGCGAUUCCGUGCGCUGGACGCGGUUCGGCUCUUCCGUGGGCCGAGGCUGGUCGCGGCUGCCGCGCGGAAACAUAAUACGGGGGCAGGGUCCUCGAAGAUCGGGACAAAGGAGAAUCCGUUCGCGGCAGUAAACUUCGCGCGCAGGCUC